AUGGAAGACCCCCUCAGUGCAGGAGCAGUUGUUAUCAGCCUCCCCGGUAUCUUCAUGUCCUGCGUGCAAUGCUUCGAACUCAUCCAAUGUGGGCGGAAUAUAGAGCGAGACCUACUCAUUCUAACGACAAAGUUCAGUAAUCAGCAGCUACGAUUCACGAAAUGGGGCGAAGCAUGUGGGCUUGGAUAUCCAAAUGGAUACGAUCCCCAACUAGACGACGCCCAAUUCAAACCGAACAUCGAGCGUACUCUGUGGAGUAUAAAGCUUGUCUUGGACUCGGGAAUUACCGUUAUUGAAUCGUACGAGACAGAUCCGACGGAGAAGGCCGCCAAUGUGCUGCUACGAGGGACUGCAGCUCGGUGGUCUUGGACUGCUGUAAAAGAACGACUUCGCAAAAGCACCAAACAUUCAGGCUUUAAGGAGGCUACGAAAUGGGCUCUGGCAGAUAAGAGAAAACUAGACGACUUAGUCAAGCACCCUAGCGACUUAGUUGGAGACUUGGAAUAUCUUACCAAAGACCUUGGGGUUCCCGCACGACAAAGGAUCCUGGUGCAGUACGAAAUCGAAUCGAUUUCUGACACUGAAACACUUGAGAUCAUC
This is a messenger RNA of Lindgomyces ingoldianus, 600 nucleotides long. RefSeq lists its product as uncharacterized. The annotation marks the transcript as partial. The record is from RefSeq and is a predicted model, not a curated record. Lineage: Eukaryota; Fungi; Ascomycota; Dothideomycetes; Pleosporales; Lindgomycetaceae. The transcript has a single exon.